UUUGGUCUAAACAUGGUGACUCUGUCCCCACCUCACUUCUGCCAAAAUCCAAACGCUACUGAGUCGUUUGAAACUGUAACAUAACAUUAACACACUAAUCCACUCGAAAAACUCUUAUCUUUUCCCCAAUUUCACCCGUUUUCCCAUCCCAAACCCUAAUUUUUCUAGGGUUACCGUUAGCACCACCAAUUCACAAAAGCAAAAAUGAAAUAAAACAAAACCUCGAACUGGUUAAAACUGAAAAUGAAGCGAGGCCACCUAUCUGAAUGCGGUGUUUGCGGUUCCAAUCAAGGCUUGCUCCUUCAUAACGUCCGCCACCGUGGCACUUACCGCCGUUUAUGCACCAACUGCAUCUUGAAAUGUCACCAAGGACUCUUUUGCCCAAUCUGUCUCCAAGUUUACGACACGUCUCCACCCACUCCUCACGCGCGUCUCAUGUGUGUCAAAUGCCCCUCCAUUUGCCACCUCUCUUGCUCCUCCUCCUCCCCUACCUCAGCUUUUGUUUGCCCUUCUUGUUCAAACCCUAAUUUCAUCUUCUUCAAAGUCAACGGAGACACCCAGAUGAAUAAUAAUACUGCUACUGAUAAUAAUACUAAUAGUAAGGGAAAUGAUGACAAUAAGAGGUUUCUGGAUGUCGGUUCAGCCAGUGCUUUAGUUGCGGCCGCGAAGAUUGCGGCUUUAUCGAUGAGUAAAGCGGCAGCGAUGGCGAGAGUUGAGGCGGAGAGGAGAGUUAAGGAGGCUGCUUUGGCGAAGAAACGAGCUAGAGAGGCAUUGGAGAGGCUUUUGUAUUUGGCAGCUGAAGAGAAAGAGAGGGAAUUGAAGAAAGGGAGUGUUGGCGUUUUGGUGAAAUCUAAUAAUGUUAAAAAUGUAGGAGAGAAGAGCAGUAAUGGGUUGUAUCCGGUUCCGUCUGGUGCAGUUGCAGGGCAUUAUCAACAUCAAGAAAGCAAUCAUGGGAUUGGAAAAUAGAUUUGCAAAUUGCAAAGUAUUCAUUUUGCUUGGUGUUAUGGGGUAUGAUGAGCUGCUAAGGCUAAUUUUUGUUGUUUGAUGGGGUGAUUUGCCUUGUAAGUCUUGUAGAGAUGAUUUAGAUUUAGGAUAGAUUGUUGUGUAAUCAUGGUUUUGGGUUUGUUUAGAUAGGUUAUGUACUUGAGUCUUGUUCAAUGUAGUUGUCUGUAUUUUUCCCGACACACUCUCUAUACUUUGUUCUUCUUCUUUAUCAUCUGAAUUUCUGUGACUUUUGCUUCGAUUUGGUCAUCUGGACUAUACUCAAAGUGAGCAGCGGUUCCAUUUA
Pistacia vera is the source of this 1288-nucleotide messenger RNA. RefSeq lists its product as uncharacterized. The record is from RefSeq and is a predicted model, not a curated record. Lineage: Eukaryota; Viridiplantae; Streptophyta; Magnoliopsida; Sapindales; Anacardiaceae. Bases 244 to 966 code for a protein of 240 amino acids. The transcript has a single exon.